Messenger RNA from Mauremys reevesii (Reeves's turtle), 7278 nucleotides. It is a transcript of the gene STRN4, whose product is annotated as striatin 4. The coding region runs from base 2771 to 4705 and encodes 644 amino acids. The record is from RefSeq and is a predicted model, not a curated record. Gene Ontology annotation, cellular component: dendrite. Gene Ontology annotation, molecular function: calmodulin binding; protein-containing complex binding; protein phosphatase 2A binding. The transcript is spliced from 18 exons. NCBI's taxonomy places the organism in Eukaryota, Metazoa, Chordata, Testudines, Geoemydidae.
CCCCCUUCCUAUAUGGAAUUAUUUAUUCUACACCAGGCACUCAAAGUACGCUGUAGCCUUGGUUACCUGCAUGUUAUUUAGCAUACUUUGAUGUCAUCUUUGUUAGAACUGCACUGCUGUUUCUUCAACGCUUCAGCCUUUAAAAAAAUGGUUCAAGCUGGCCAGUGUGCAUGUGGACUCCCAAGAAGUAGGAAUCUGAACGUUUUUGCCUUCAUGAAAUCUUUCAACCUAGUAAGAUCUGUGAAGUAUUUUAAGCAGUCCCUGUGGGUCAUAGGCUCCUUGGGAGUGAUUGCAUUAACCUGCGGGAUGGUUUGUGGGGUUGAGUGUGAUGGGCCAAGAAUCUUUGUCUCAAUCCAGCAAACUCUAUGACUUUUAUGCUUCCCCAGAGCUCACAUAGGGUUCAGCAGGCCAAGAAGUUAUAGUGUUAAGUUAGGUUCCCUAGGAGUUGCUGUGGGAAGUGGAAGCUCUUUAGGAAUGAGUGUAUGGGCACACACUGGAAGGUGUUCCUUGAUCCAGUCUCUGAGCGGUGGUUAGCACAGUCCUUUUCCAUCUGCAAAGUGCUCUUUCCCCACCCCCCACCUCUAGUGAGGUUGGUCGGUCGGUGUCAGUAUCCACACUGUACAGAUUGGGAAACUGAGGCACCAAAAUGGGAAAGGCCUUGCUGAAGUCCCUGUGAGUCAGUGGCAGAGCCAGGACAAGGACUUCAGAUUCCUCGACUCCUAGUCCUGUGUUCGUUUCAUUCGACCAGAGUUUCAGCCUUUGCAAGUAGGCAAUCCCUUAUCUGAAGUUAAAACUUUUUGCCACCCCAUUCCGCUUACUAUAAAAGUUAGAUUAAAAAUAUAUAUUGGUACUGAGGCUAAGUAAUUGAUUUGUGUGUGUGUUUCGAGAGCUUGACAGAGAACAUAUGACCUUGAAGAGUCAGAGGAUGUUGGAAGUGGGGUAGCAAGAUCUUCUUUGCUUUAGAUUGUAAUAAAAAUGUCAGUGCCUCACGAUCCUUCCCACUUCCCCCUCAUGGGGGUUGUGACCCAAUGUUUGGGAAACACUGCACUAGAUGGUGGUACUCUAAGGUCGGUUAUGUUUGCGAAGGGAAUUCUAGUCUUGAUCCUUGCACGGUGAUCUGGUAUGCGAAGGCAGGCUGAGUUGAGCUAGAUCAAUUCUUGUAGCCAGAGAAGGCUCCAGGUUCAUCUGAGCAGGUACGUUGCCAGCAGGAGAGAGGGGUUGUGGAGGAGAUGGGAAUGAUCCCUACAUAGAUGGCAACAGUGCUCCUUUGGGGUUCGACUCUGCUACCCUAGAGCGUUGGGCACAAGUAGCUGACGUUAGAAGCUCAGAAAGCUGGGCAUAUGCCAUGAGUUAAAUGAUUGGAAAUGAAUCUGUAACAAGUGCUUACCAUCACUGUUUGCUGGGACAGGGUUUGACUGAUGGGAGCAUGUCGGACCGGAAAUCUGGCUAAUAAGCAGAAAAUCUGUGUUAAUAGACUGGUGGUUGGGGUAGGGGGUUUAAGAAGGUGUCAGCUGGCGGAUGGUGGAGCCAGCUCGCAAUCUCGCCUUAGGAGCUGGCAGGCAGUUUGGCAUAUGGUGCAGAUUCCCGCAGCUUAAGCCAACAGACAGUCAUUAAGUGAUGGAAACGUUUUGUGAUUGGGUUAAAUUGCCUGUAGAAGGGUGAGAAAAUACACACACGAGCUCAGUCCAGAGUGGAGCAGUCUCUCAAAUGCAAUGGAGCAUGAGGAGUGGAAUGAGCUCCUCACGGCCCCUGCCCAGCAGCGGGCAGGUCUGCAAUUAGCUGGAUUGCUGCUGUGUGAAAGAGAUGGAGGAGGGAGGUGUUGUGGAGGCCUUGCAAUGCCUUGGGCUGAGUCCACCCUGGCAUUAGCUGCCUGAUGCCACUGAAGUCAGAGAUGCACCUGCAGGACAAUUGGCCUGUUGUUUUUAUCAGAAUUUUGGCACUGACAUCGGAGGGAAAGGAUGGUUUUGUGGUUAGGGCAAGGGAGCGGAAGUCAGGACUCCUGGGUUCUGUUCCCACCUAGGAGGAGUGGGGUCGAGCAGCAGGGCUGGUAGUCAGGAUGUCUGGGUUCUAUGCCCACCUCUGGGUGGGGUUGGGUGGGUUAGAGAAGUGGGUUCUACUCCCACUUCAGCAUUUAGGCAACUCCAACUAGUAUAGAACGUGUCAGCAUGUGUCCUCAGCAACACAGCUGCUGGAGCACAUCAAACCUGUCCCUCACUCUCUAUACUGGCUUCUUAGAGCAUAUUGAAUCAAGUUCAAGGUCUUGGUCCUUAUCUUCAAAACGCCACGUGGCCUGGGCCCAACAUAUCUAAAAGAUCAUCUAAAGCUCCCGGAAAGGCUGUGGUCGACAGCUCUGCUCCUCUGGCCCAAUGGACUCUCAACAAUAGGAGUAGAGAUAGUCCAUGCGGGAGACAGAGCGUCUCUAGGAGUGGUCUGAGACUGUAGCCCGAACUCUCCCAGGAACUAAGGAUUAUCGUAACCCUCACCACCUUCCACUCCAACUACAAGGAACAUUUCUUUGACCUGCCUUCUAUAAAAACACAGCAACAAGUACCCGUAUAUUAAAAGAAAACAGACACCCCUAUCAAAACCAGACAGUCCACUGCAUGGCGUUUCUCCCUCUGGGGAGAGGAGGAGAGACCGGCACAUGACCGACGUGUAGUCAUGGUGCGCUGCUGGAAGGCACUCAGAUACUACGGCCCAAGUGGCAUUUCUGCAGGGAGAGAGGAAGGGCCAAGAGAACCUCAAGACAGACCUUGUGCGCAGGAUAAAGAUGUUGGAGUAUGCCUUAAAGCAAGAGAGGUCGAAAUACCACAAGCUGAAGUUUGGCACUGAACCAAACCAAGGGGAGAAGAGAGCGGAUCUGUCAGAACCAGUUUCCAAUGGUCCAGCGGAAACAACUUCACUGGAAGGCAACCCACUGGUGUGGAAAGAAGGGCGCCAGCUGCUCCGGCAGUACCUGGAAGAAGUGGGCUACACAGACACCAUCCUGGACAUGCGCUCCAAGCGAGUGCGCUCCCUCCUGGGCCGCUGCUCCGUGGAGCUGAACGGCACCGUGGAGCCCAGCGACUUGGGGCUGGGCCCCGCUCCGGGCCCCACUGGGCUGAACGGGGGCGAGUCGUUGCUUGUCAAACAGAUCGAGGAACAGAUUAAAAGGAACGCUGGGAAGGAGACAAAGGACCGGAUCAGCAGCUCGGUGAUGGAGAAAAUCCCCUUCCUCCAGAACUGCGAGGACGAGGACAGCGAUGAAGAGGAAGAUCUGGAAGGCCUUCCUCUCGAGACCCAGCGGCAGCACAAGAAACAGCGAGUAAAGCUUGCCACAAAGCCCCUGAUGCCUGAGGUGGAGGAUGAGGAGGAUGAUGAAGACUCUGAGGAUGCCUUGAACGAGUUUGACUUCUUGGGCUCUGGGGAGAACGGCGAGGGCUCCGGGGACGCCCGGCGCACCGGGGACGGGAACGAGCUCGAGAGCCGGAGAGUUAAGCUUCAAGGCAUGCUUGCCGAUCUCCGGGAUGUUGAUGGGCUCCCCCCUAAACCAUCUAUUCCAUCUGCCAUCUCCAAUCAUCCCAGGUCUCAUGAAGCAGGGUCGCUUGGCUUCUCCUCGGAUGUGUUUAUCAUGGACACCAUUGGCGGAGGGGAAGUAAGUCUGGGGGACCUGGCAGACCUGACCGUCACCAACGACAACGAGCUCACUUGUGACCUGUCAGAUGGCAAAGACGCCUUUAAGAAGACCUGGAAUCCCAAGUUCACGCUCCGGAGUCACUACGAUGGGAUCCGGGCCCUUGUUUUCCACCACACGGAGUCCGCGCUGGUCACUGCCUCUGAGGACGGCACGCUGAAGCUGUGGAACCUCCAGAAGACGGUUGCUGCCAAAAAGAACGCUGCACUGGACGUGGAGCCGGUCUACGCUUUCCGGGCACACAGGGGUCCAGUGCUCUCUGUUGCCAUGGGCUGUAACAGUGAAUAUUGCUACAGUGGAGGAACGGACACCAAGAUCCGCUUCUGGAGGGUCCCGGAUUUGAGCAUGGAUCCUUACGACAGUUAUGAUCCAGGAGUCCUCAGCAACGUCCUGGAAGGCCACACGGAUGCGAUCUGGGGCCUGGCAUUCAGCCCUUCCAAGAACCGCCUGGCUUCGUGUUCAGCAGAUGGCACGGUCAGGAUAUGGGACCCUAGCGAGCACCCAUCCUGCCUCAGCACCUACAACACGGAGCGUGAGUACGGAAUCCCUACCUCUGUUGUGUUCGCCAGCACGGACCCUGCCCAUGUUGUGGCCGCCUUCCGAACGGGCAACACGGUGCUGUAUGACCUGGAGACCUCCCAGCCCAUCCUGACGCUGGAAUCCAAAGCCGCCACUGGAUUCAGUCAAAUCAAUCACGUGGUGAGCCACCCGACACAGCCCGUCACCAUCACGGCGCACGACGACCGAGGGAUCCGCUUCUUGGACAACCGGACAGGGAAAGCCAUCCACUCCAUGGUCGCUCACUUGGAUGCUGUCACCUGCCUCGCCGUGGACCCCAACGGGGUCUUCCUCAUGUCUGGAAGCCACGACUGCUCUCUGCGCCUCUGGAACCUGGACAACAAGACGUGCGUGCAGGAGAUCACGGCCCACCGCAAGAAGCACGAGGAGGCCAUCCACGCUGUGGCCUUCCACCCUAGCAAGGCCCUGAUCGCCAGUGCCGGGGCCGACGCCCUGGCCAAGGUCUUUGUAUGAGCAGCGGAGGAUCCUGCAGGUGGGUCCCCGGGACUCUCCAGAGGUGCUAACCCCGUCUGGCGAUGAGCGUAUCCCCCCCACCUCCCCACAGCUCAGGACCUGCUGCCAAGGGGCGGCUCUUCUCACCCAGUGGAGUGACAUGGACGUGUGUGGCUGGGGAGGGUGGGCAGGGGAGGAUGACAACCCCGUGACCGCCCCUUCCUGUGCCCUCAGGGCCCAGCAGCCAGAUUCUGGAAUGUUUUCUGCUUGUUUCAAGGUCGCCUGGUUUUAUUUCCCAGCCAGCGAGUGGAAAGUGUUCAGGGCCAGGCACGGCUAAUGGCAGGGAGGGGCUGGGCCCGGGCCCAGCUGUUCCAUGACGUUGGGCACUCGUCCCCUCCCCAGCACCAGUACAGCCCUCGCUGCCCCUAACUCCCCUGGGCAAGGCUCUGCCAGGCCACAAAGUAACCCCCGGACCUUUAGGGUUCACAAACCCACCAGAACUGUCUCCUGGCCUCUUCCUUUCCUCCCUGAGCUGUCCCCUGCCAGCCCCUUGCAGAGCCCCAGCCGAGCUGCCCCUGCCGGCUGAUGCCAGGGCCGUCAGCAGUAGGGGUUUGGGGGCUGGAGAGCCAGGGAGAGGGGGCACUGAGUGGAAGAGGGGGCCAGCUGGGAGGUUGCUCAGAUGGACCUGGAAUAAGAGGCCCCAUUGCGCUGGGUCAAGCCAGGAAGGUUACUUCCCGUGGGGAGCAGGGUGGGGGUAGCGAGGCAGUUCCCAGGCUGCUGCCCGCACAGGCGAGUGACUGGGACAGGGGGACGGGACUCACACCCAGGAGUUACAGCGUUGACAGUGGAGGGGCUGAUGGGUGCUGCCCUCUCUUCUCACCCCUGCAGGGGGCAGCGCUGCUGGGCCUGAUGCGGAGUGUUUGGUCUCCAGGGCUGCUGCUGCCCUCAUCCCAGUUUGCAGGCCAGCCAGCCAGCCUCCCGUGGCAGAUCUCCUCGUCCUGCCCCUGGCCUGCUUGGCGCUGCCCUGGAUCCCGACCCCAUCAGGUCCUUGGGGGUGGGGAGGAAGCAGCCCUCGGCCUCCUUGGCUUCCUACCUUAUUGUAGCAAUAAUCCCUUCCCGUGAGGGGAGGGGGUCUCCGGGCAGGCGGCUCCUGUGUGACACUACUGCUCCCUUAGCACAGGGGUGCGUGCCUGCCCUGUGAUGGGAGCUCCAUUCAUCCACGAACGGUUCUCCUGCCCUCCGACUGCAGCCUGGUUCUCAGCCCAUCCCCAGCGCAGUCCGGGCAGAGCCUGGCAUCUGGAGUGCUCCCCCCAGAACACUAAACCCCCCAUGCUGUUCCCAGCGGGCAAGGCCAUCUUUGCCAGGACUGGACACCAGCGGUGUUACCUGGGAUGGCUGCAUCGGUCAAACACUCCCCCCAGAGCAAGCCAGUGCCAGCAGGCCGGGCGUUCCCCUGGCAAGGGUUGGACACAGCCAUGCACGGAGCCUUAUGGGUCCCACGGCGCUCAGAGCCGGUUUGCGGUAGAGUCACCCUCACCAUCACCCCAGCAAUAAAGGCCACAUUCCCGGGGCUCCAAUGCCUUGACCCACCCCCAGCUUGCUAACGUCACCUAGACUGCUAACCUGCUUGAAAGGCAGUGGGGUCUAAUGGUUAGGACAGAGGGCCUGCUGGGAGUCAGGACUCCGGGGUUCUGUUCCCACUCCUUGGGGAAGUCACUUCCCUCCUGGCAUCUCCCUUUCCCUGUCCUCCCUGCCCCCUGCUUGCAAAGUGCAUGGUGCCGUUGAGCGGCCGAGGGUUACCCUCGCCACAUCAGGAACCAUCUCUGCAGGGGUGAUGUCCCCGCUUUGGCUUGGACACUAACCCAUCGCGCCGUGGGGUGCCCCCUGGAGCCUGUGCCUUGUCACGGGAUUCUGCAUGAAGCAGUGACGCCCCCAGGAGCCAGACCGAUGACGGGGGGCUAAAAGAGAAAUGUUAGCUUUGAUCGCAGGGCUCUCAAACCUCUCCAGUGGGGUGGGGGCUGAUUCCACCAUGGCCAGAGGGGUGCAGAUCCCUGCCCCCUGGUUGGUAUCCCCUGCCAUCUCUUCUUCAUUUCGUCUUCUCGCCUGUAACAAAGAAAAACUCCUUGUAUAUUCUGUACAAAUGAAAUCCGAUUGCAACUGAACCCAGAGACACCUAAAGGGCUGAAGCUCAAGUGACUACAAACCAUGUUAUCACUGUGUGAUAGUCUCUACCGCUGGCAUUUUCAAACCGACUAGCGAUUGUGGGGUGCCAGCUCUAAAGGGGGGUGUUGCUGAGCCAGCUGCCCUCUGGCAAUCAGGCCCCGUUAGGCCACGUCGAGGCAGGGGAGCUGCCCAAGAAAUCAGAUCGCUAGCCGCUCUUGAAAACCUCGGCCUACGUCCCCAAUAUACUGUAUGUAUCGGUGUGCUGUAUUUAUCCAAACUGAGAGCACUCGCCUUUUUAAUGCGGAUUAACUUUUUAUUGUAUAUUUAUUUGACCUCUUUGGGUUUUUUUUUUUUUUUUUGUCCUGUUUAAUCACAAGACUGAAUCGUAUGUGAAAAAAAUCUGCCUCAAUAAACCCCCUUUGGAAUAAGAA